AUGACAGCUAUUAGGAUGUUCGCACAACUGUACGCAUGUUUUCUUCUUGGAGAGAUGGGUAUGUUUAAUUUACUUUUAUUAUGAUGGCAUGUUCAAUAGAACCUUUUUUUUUUUACUCAGCCACAUUUCGCCAUAGCUUUCAUCAGGGAGUACAAUGAUACAAUUUAUUUUGAUUGAAACUCACAGACACUUUGAGGCAUUCCUGUCUUGUAUUUUAAUAUAUAUAUAUAUAUAACAGUUAAUAUAUUUGUGUAAGAUAUUGUAUUUUCUUUAGUUGUAGUUCAUGUACGAGCUGGGACUGAGCCCUCAGCCAUACAACAGGAGAGUGGUCUCAUGUCAGCCAACGUUGGGGACACAGUGACUUUGCAGUGCUUCUAUGAAGGCGACAUGGCCAUGCAUUUCUCCUGGUACAAGCAACCCUUGGGAGAAAAACCUCAGGUCAUCUCAACAGUCUAUAAGUAUGACAAGGCUCCUACAUAUUACCAUGAGUUCAAGGGUAAUCCUCGAUUUUCAGUGCAAAGCAGCCAAGGAAUAAAUCACCUCAGUAUCUCAGACAUGAAAAGCUCGGAUUCAGCCACGUACUACUGUGGGAGCGCACACUCAAAUGUGAUAGAAUUUGGAAAAGGAACCAUCCUCAAUAUAAAAGGUACAGUGCUGAGGAAAUUAUUUCAAUAUUCCUUAAAUAUUUCAGGAAAAAUCUGAAUUUGUAGAUAAAGAGUAGUGAUGAGUUAGCCUAAGAAUUUUUUUUUUUACCUUUUGGAAAAGUGUCUUACAGUAAAUAUCGGGUGUUCUCAAAUUUAGAUGAUUCUCUAAACGAGUAAGAACACUUGCUACGGGGAAGUUGUAGAUAGUUAACACAGAUUUGCUGACAUAUUUAAACCCUCUUUUCAGAUUCAGGCUGCAACAGCAAGACAGUUGUAGAGCAGCCUGUGUCUGAGUCAGUCCAGACAGGAGACUCUGUUACUCUGAACUGUACAAUACACACUGAGACCUGUGCAGGAGAACACAGUGUCUAUUGGUUCAGACAUGGCUCAGGAGAAUCCCAUCCUGGAAUCAUUUACACCCAUGUAGACAGGAGUGAUCAGCGUGAGAAGAGCCCUGAGGCUGGGUCUCCUACACAGAGCUGUGUCUACAACCUCCCCAAGAGGAACCUCAGCCUCUCUGAUGCUGGGACUUACUACUGUGCUGUGGCCUCAUGUGGGGAGAUACUGUUUGGGAAAGGGACCAAGCUGGAUGUUGAAGGUAAACCUCUUAUGCUCCUUUGUUAAAAUUACAUAUACAUUACAUUUACAAUAGUCACACAGAUAGUUAUUGUAAAAGACAAUGUGCUCUCAAUGACUUACCUGAUCAAAUAAAGGCAAAAUAAAAUACAUUUUAUUACACUGUAAUAACUCCUGCUGUAUAAUUGAAAACAUGACAUUCUUUCAGGUGGUGAUGUUCAAGUGGUGACUGAAGUGGAUAUGAGGAUCCUUGUCCUCUUCUCCAUCAUAAGAACUGGAUUUCUCCUCUGCUGUCUGAUCAUCUUCUUCAUCAUCAACCUCGUCAGGAAAUAG
Coregonus sp. 'balchen' is the source of this 1553-nucleotide messenger RNA. NCBI's taxonomy places the organism in Eukaryota, Metazoa, Chordata, Actinopteri, Salmoniformes, Salmonidae. The record is from the annotation of a GenBank genome assembly.